Helianthus annuus (common sunflower) is the source of this 572-nucleotide messenger RNA. RefSeq lists its product as uncharacterized. The transcript has 3 exons. Bases 79 to 417 code for a protein of 112 amino acids. The record is from RefSeq and is a predicted model, not a curated record. NCBI's taxonomy places the organism in Eukaryota, Viridiplantae, Streptophyta, Magnoliopsida, Asterales, Asteraceae.
CGGGAGAAGGCGGUGACAUGGAAAAGAACAUUCAUGAGCAUAACGUGACUUGGGUUGACACGAGGGCAAGUGAAGCUUAUGAAACUUACAAUAAAUAUGCUGUCGACAAAAUAUGGAGAGGAUACCAGCUUGUAUCCGGAAAUUGACAUGGAAUUGUUGUCGCAAACUGUUGGAGGCAAGAAAAAGGGUAAAAUGUAUGGGAUCGGCACUAUCGCUGACUCGCGUGUCGUGAUGAUGGGUGCACAAGAGAGAAAUGACAGCAAUGAGGUGGAACGUUUGAAGGAAAAAAUAGCGGAGUUGGAACAAGAUAAGAUAGAGAAACAUGCUAUGAUGGAGAAAAUUGAAGAAGGUGCGAGGUUGUAUGCCGAAAUGAAUGAGAAUAUUCAAAUGUUGUCACAAAACCCGCCACCAACUUAAAAUGCGUUGAAUUUUAUUCUAUUUCUUUUAGAUAAUUUGGAUUUCUAUCGUGUUAAGUUUAGUUAUGUUUGAAUUAUUUGGAUUUUUAUGGUGUUGCAUUCGGUUAUGUUUGGAUGAUUUGGAUCUUUAGUAUGAGUUUUUAAUAUUUAUUGUUA